This is a messenger RNA of Cryptomeria japonica (Japanese cedar), 3608 nucleotides long. RefSeq lists its product as uncharacterized. Bases 350 to 2920 code for a protein of 856 amino acids. The transcript is spliced from 12 exons. Lineage: Eukaryota; Viridiplantae; Streptophyta; Pinopsida; Cupressales; Cupressaceae. The record is from RefSeq and is a predicted model, not a curated record.
GACGAGAAUACCUAAACAGUUUUUGGAAACUAGGAGCCCGGAUGUAAAAAACAACAAAAAGAUUCCUUAGGACAUUCUAAUUAGUUUUCCCCACUAUAAAACUUAACAUCUCUGCCAGACAUUUCUAAAUUCAGUGAAAGCAAAUUUCUAGUUAAAUUUCACGUUCUACCCGAGUUUGCGGUCGACUGCUCCGAAAGCUUUGAUUUUACCUGGAACAUCCACACCGAAUUUUUGCUUUCAGGAGUGGAUCAGUAAAAUUUUGUGCAAAUGACAGCUUGUUUUCAGUUGAAUAGAAAUUUUGGGUAUUAAUUAAUUGUAUGCAAGCAGUCUUUAUCAGAGAGUGAAAGAUAUGAGUGGCAUUUCUAAAAGAUGGCACGAGGAGGGUAACCAUCAAUCAGGUGCUUCAAUGUCAAAACGACAGCAUGAGGAGACUUUGGGCUUCUCAAAUUCUGUAGGGAAGACCAAUCCGUCUGGUUCUGAUUAUUACAACAGUUUAAUUGAAGCUGGGCAGGAUGGAAGGCUGUCAAAAAUUCAACGUACAGAGCCUCGUGAUAUUGACAGAAGAGCAAGUAGUUUGAACCCUGCAUAUCGCUAUCUACCUGUUGACGAUCCUUAUUCAGAAAUUUCAGUUGCUGCUGAGAGCCGUGGAGAAGCAAGAGAUAACAGAGAAACCAGAGAUGUAAAAGUUGAACCCAGAGAUGUCAAAGUUGAACCCAGAGAGUACAAAGGAGAUGCUCGUGAUACAAGAAAUGAUUCUAGUGUGGAUUCUCGAGAUAUAAAAGGAGAGAGAGAAAUGCAACCAGAAGGUAGAGGUGGUGAUCUUAGAGAUUUAAAAAUUGAAAGGGACUAUCAUCCAGAUGCAAAAGGUGACAGCAAGAUUGAAAGAGAUCGUCGUGAGAGAGGAGAAACACGUGAAAGCUGGAAAGAUCUCAAAGAUCACUAUUAUGGUGGAGGAGAUCAUGAAGGCUCCUUUCAACACUCAUGGUAUCCUGGAGAUCUUGGUUGGUGUAGUCAUAGUGGAAAAGAAGCAGGAAAGGAAAUUUCAAUGGAAGAAGAUGGGGAAUUUUGUGAGCCAAAAGAAGCUGUUGGGGAAAAUAAGGUUGAAUGGAAACGUGAAGAGAAAGAAAAGGAAAGGGAGAGGAAAAGAAAAGAAGAUAAACAAAGGGAUUGGGGUGACCGAGAAAGAGAGAGGGAUGAUUGGCGCAGCAGUUUUCAGUUGAACAAUAAUUUGCAUGAGCGCAAAGAAAACGUUAGAGAUGACAGAGAAGCAGAUAGAUGGGACAGAGAUAGAGAGAGAAAAGAUAGAGGAAAAGACAAGGAAAGGCAGAAAGAAAAGGAAAGGGAUCAUGCUAAGAAGGAAAGACCAGAAAGAGAUGAUAAGGAGAAUGCUUUGCUUACUGAAAAAGAAGAAUUGGAAGCAUCUCGAAAGAUUCCUGAGCAGGAAAAUCCAGAACAGGAACAGAAGGCAAUCAAAGAGCCUGAUGGCUGGAAGAAUCUAGACAGAGAUGACAAGGACAGAAAGAAAGAACGAGACAAAGACAUGGAAGUUGAUAAACAUGAGAAGAGAAUUCGAUACCAUGAGAAGGAUGCAGACGAAGCAAGUAUUGAGGGGGAAGUAGUUGUUGAGAGGGAAAGGGAGGUGUUUAGCUAUAGUGUCCAACAACGGAAAAGGAUGUUACGACCUAGGGGUCAUUCACAGGCCAUCACACGAGAACCACGGUCGCGUUUUCGUCCAAAGGAUAUUGACGGAUCUCAAGGGCGGUCUGAGGCAUCAGCAGUUGUUUAUAGAGUUGGUGAAUGCAUGCAGGAGAUAAUAAAGUUAUGGAAGGAAUUUGAAGCAUCUAAGGGUACCAAUAAUGGAGAGAGCUCCUCGGUAGCUGGUCCAACGUUAGAGAUCAGGAUACCAGCUGAACAUGUUACUACCACCAAUCGUCAGGUCAAAGGAAGCCAAUUAUGGGGAACGGAUAUUUACACGGAUGACUCAGAUCUUGUUGCAGUACUAAUGCACACGGGAUACUACCGACCAACGGGUACGCCACCUCCACCAGCCAUCCAUGAGCUUCGUGCAACAAUUCGUGUCCUUCCACCUCAGGAUAGUUAUACGUCAACUUUGAGAAACAGUGUUCGGUCCCGUGCUUGGGGAGCUGCAAGUGGUUGCAGCUAUCAGGUUGAGCGAUGCCGCAUUAUGAAGAAAGGAGGUGGAAGUAUUGAGCUUGAACCUUGCUUGAUGCGGUUCUCUGCUGUUGCACCCACACUUGCACCAGCUGCAAUGGAGCGGUCAAUGACAACAAGAGCUGCAGCUUCGAGUGCAUACCGCCAACAACGAUAUGCGCGAGAAGUCAGCAUACAAUACAAUCUUUGCAAUGAGCCCUGGAUGAAGUACAGCAUUGGCAUAGUCGCAGAUAGAGGCCUGAAGAAGUCCCAGUUCACGUCAGCUCGCUUGAAGAAAGGUGAAGUACUAUAUGUAGAGACUCAUGCUAACAGAUAUGAGCUUUCAUAUGAUGGUGAAAAGGCUCUUUGCAAUGGUUCCUUUGGGUCAACUACAGCUACAUCAGUCCCUUUGCAGGCUGUGAACACUUCUGAUCGAGGAAUAGAUAAAGCAGCUAUAAGUGAGAAUGAGAAACAUCAUGCUCAUGGUGGUCAUUCUCAGAAUGGAGAUAAGAGCCAAAGCCGUGGAAACCAUGACGCAGAAAAAGCACAGGGCGUGGUAGAGAACUUUGAUAGGUUUAAGUGGGCUCGAUGCAAGCAGCCAUUGCCUCAGAAGGUUAUGCGUGCUAUUGGAAUACCCUUGCCUCCUGAAUAUGUUGAGGUCUUGGAAGAGAAUUUAGAUUGGGAAGAAACCCAAUGGUCACAAACAGGUGUUUGGGUUCGUGGUAAAGAAUAUCCUCUCGCACGGGCACAUUUUGUAUCUUCGAUGUAACAUUGUGAAGAUGGCAGGUUAUAUUUGUGGGUACAAUAUCUGAAUAAAUGUUGUCUGAAGAGCAAUGUGAGUUAAAUCUUAAUAGCUUUAUCAUGGAGAAGGCUGCCUAGACUGUGGUCAUUCUACCAAUGGGUAUAUACACAGCAUUGAUUUGGAUUGGAUGGACAUUUAUGUUCUUAAUUAACGCUUCUUUACCAACUGUAUAAUUUUGCAGUCAAACAUAUUGUCUCAGUCAGAUUGACUCAAGCAAAGAUUUCAUCUCUCACGAGAUACUAUUUGAAACUGUUCCUGAAUGUGACAUAGUGGGAAUAAAUGAGAUUUUGGAGCACAAUUUUCAAAGGAUAUUUCACACUAUCACUUUGUGCAUAUGGAGUUCUUUACAACGGCACAGUAAGACUCAUAUGCAAUGUUACGUUGUGCAGGUUGGUUGUAAUGCCUAUCAAGUAUUUUAACUUAUAAUAGUACGAAUUUGCUAUAGACUGCAAACAAAUAUCGGUAAAAGUAUAUGUUGCAAGGGAGGAGGAAAGUUGCUAUUAUUUCACAUGAUAUAAAAUGUAUGCUGCUUUGUUAUUUGACAUCUUAACCUAACUGGAUUUGAUAGGUAUCCAGCUAUUUGAAGUCCUAGACCUAUUUAUCGGUAUUUGUUUUUUUCUCAAUACAAGAUUCGUAGUGUUUCUAGCCUUCUCCA